This is a messenger RNA of Setaria italica (foxtail millet), 1475 nucleotides long. RefSeq names its product lactoylglutathione lyase GLX1. The coding region runs from base 113 to 1174 and encodes 353 amino acids. Gene Ontology annotation, cellular component: cytoplasm. The transcript has 8 exons. Gene Ontology annotation, molecular function: lactoylglutathione lyase activity; metal ion binding. The record is from RefSeq and is a predicted model, not a curated record. Lineage: Eukaryota; Viridiplantae; Streptophyta; Magnoliopsida; Poales; Poaceae.
AUAUCUGGCUGCAGCAAACGGCCAGGAGUUAAGGAUAGCACGAGAAAGGGGUGCCAACCAACCAAGGCCGGCACAGCAGCGAGGCUGCACGUGGCACCACCACGCCGCAACAAUGAGGGCUCUCCCGACGAUGGCCGGCCGCGGGGCGGUGGCCUGCGCCGCCGCGCCCGUCCCCAGGAGGUCGCUGCUCCUCUCCACCGCCGCCGCAGGUGCGGCGCUGCAGCUGAACGCGGAGCAGCUGGCCGGGACCCGGCCGUUGCGGCUCACCAGGAACGCGACCGGCGGCGCGGCGGCGAAGAUCCGGGCCUCGGCGGACGCGGCGCAGGCGGCCACCUUCAGCGGCGCGGACGAGGCCGCGGCGUGGGCCAAGAAGGACAACCGGCGCUUCCUCCACGUCGUCUACCGCGUCGGCGACCUCGACAAGACAAUCAAGUUCUACACUGAAUGCCUGGGUAUGAAGCUGCUGAGGAAGAGGGACAUACCCGAGGAGAAGUACACCAACGCGUUCCUCGGGUACGGGCCCGAGGACUCGCAUUUCGUCGUCGAGCUCACCUACAAUUACGGGGUCGACAAGUAUGACAUCGGCGCAGGUUUCGGCCACUUCGGCAUUGGAGUCGACGAUGUGGCCAAGACAGUUGAGCUCGUCAGAGCAAAGGGAGGCAAGGUGACCAGGGAGCCCGGGCCCGUCAAGGGCGGCACGACCGUGAUCGCCUUCGUCGAGGACCCUAACGGCUACAAGUUUGAGAUCCUUGAGAGGCCGGGCACUCCAGAGCCCUUGUGCCAGGUGAUGCUCCGCGUCGGCGAUCUCGACCGCGCCAUAAGCUUCUACGAGAAGGCCUGUGGAAUGGAGCUGUUACGGAAGAGAGAUAACCCUGAGUACAAGUACACGGUGGCCAUGAUGGGUUACGGCCCUGAAGAGAAGAACGCAGUGCUGGAGCUGACCUACAACUAUGGCGUCACCGAGUACGAGAAGGGGAACGCAUAUGCGCAGAUCGCCCUUGGCACCGACGAUGUCUACAAGACCGCGGAGGUGGUGAAGCUGUUCGGAGGGAAGGUGGUGCGGGAGCCGGGGCCCUUGCCGGGGAUCAACACCAAGAUCACGUCCAUCCUGGACCCUGAUGGCUGGAAAUCGGUGUUUGUUGAUAACAUUGACUUUGCCAAGGAGCUGGAGUAGCCAUGAAGAGCGAAAUGUUUUUGUUCCUCUUUGUUCAUCGGCUCAUAAGUCAUAUAUAAGCACACGGUCUCCCCUCGCGGGGCGCUCUUAAGCCUUGCAAAUAGAUCGUUUCUGAACAAUAAGAAACAGAGGAUACUGAGACAGCGGUGGCCCCAAUUGAGAAGAUACCGAAGAAUGCAAAGCUAAGGCUAUUUAGUUCCUACAGGUCUCGACACUCUAAUUUGUUGUAACAUAUAUAGCGCAUAUGUCAAAGCGUGAAUGAUUAAAUUGGGGCAGUUUUGUUUUGUUUUCAAUUAAGAAA